AUGGCCACAUACUUGGCUUCUGUGAAGGGGAUUGUAGCAUUAGUUACCGGUGCUGCAUCCGGCCUUGGAGCUGGCACAGCUCGACAUCUUCUCGAACACGGAGCCAAAGUAGUCAUUAUGGAUUUGCCGCAAUCGAAGGGUGAAACAAUGGCGAAGGAGAUGGGACAGAAUUGCUUAUUUACUGCUGCUGAUGUGCGCUCUUCAGAUGAUGUGUCAAGUGCAUUUCAUACUCUGAUUAAUAAAUUUGGACAUUUGGACGCUGUUGUGAAUUGUGCUGGUGUGUCAUAUCCAUUCAAGCUGUACAAUUUGCAAAAGAAGAAAGCUUGUGACAAAGAACUCAUUCGUAAAACAUUUGAUGUUAAUGUUUUCGGUACUUUCAAUGUUAUACAGCAGGCUCUUGAAACAUUUGCGCUUAAGAGCAGGGACAGUUUAGGUUUUCGUGGUGUCAUCAUCAAUACGGCAUCUAUAGCAGCUUACGAUGGACAAGUAGGACAGAGUGUUUAUGCAGCUUCCAAAGGAGCUAUCGUAAGUGCAACGCUUGCAUUUGCUCGUGAUUAUGCAGAGGAUGGAAUACGAUUCAUGACAAUUGCACCGGGUCUUUUUGAUACUUCGUUGAUGAGUGGACUUCCCGAAAAGGUACGAACUUUUCUAGCCGACAUGAUUCCUCUUCCGAAUAGAUUGGGUAGUCCAGAAGAAUUUGGUGCCUUGGUGCGUCAUAUUAUCGAAAAUCGGUAUUUGAAUGGGGAAGUAAUACGCCUUGACGGUGGUUUGCGGAUGCCUCCCUAA
Brugia malayi is the source of this 786-nucleotide messenger RNA. It is a transcript of the gene Bma-ard-1.1, whose product is annotated as 3-hydroxyacyl-CoA dehydrogenase type II, putative. Gene Ontology annotation, biological process: androgen metabolic process; estrogen metabolic process; fatty acid metabolic process. Gene Ontology annotation, cellular component: mitochondrion. The record is from RefSeq and is a predicted model, not a curated record. Bases 1 to 786 code for a protein of 261 amino acids. The transcript has 6 exons. Lineage: Eukaryota; Metazoa; Nematoda; Chromadorea; Rhabditida; Onchocercidae. Gene Ontology annotation, molecular function: estradiol 17-beta-dehydrogenase [NAD(P)+] activity.